CUCACAUGCUAGUUAUUCCAAAGCAGGGGAUGUUUUCAGUGCACAGUAAAAGCCCUCUGAAGUGAGGCCAGAGCCAGAACUCCCCAGGGAGGACGAGCAGCAUUGCACAGCCAUGGAUUCAAACAAACAAGAAGGAGAAACUGAAAAUGUGCCAGUGAGUAACCCUGCAACACAGAUUUCUCAGUUGCAGGCACUGGCCUCUGAACUAAAAACUGGUUUCACUGAAGCAAUGCAGGAACUUUCAAGAAUUCAGCAUGGAGAGUAUGCUCUGGAGGAGAAGGUUAAGAGCUGUCACUGCACAAUGGAAGAGAAAGUGUCAGAGAUGAAGAAUUCGCUGAACUCUUUCAAGGAGGAGCUCAGUGAUGCCAAGUCGAAGAUUGAAGUGAUCAGUGCCAAGCAAGAGGAAAUGCAACAGAAAAUUGAACAGCUGCAACAAGAGAAACGUAGGGAAUCCCGGAAAGUGAAAACUAAAAGAACACAAAAGGAUGAACACGGAUCACAAACGGUGCCUACUCCUCUACAAGGCAGUCCGUUCCGAUCGAUAAAUCUCCCGGAACCUGUACUGAUUAAUGAAGAUUUUACAAGUCUUUUGCACCAUGCAACCUAUGAGAGAGUCUCUGAUACCCGAUCCAUGGCAGCUGGAGAAGGAAAUGUGAAAGUAGUGUCAGGCACGGGCGGGAGCAGUGCAAAUCCAGAGACAGAAGAAAGCCUCAAGCCUUCCUUGCCAGCUGACAUUCAGCCAAAGGGUCACCCCACAUCAACUGUGUGGAAGCAGCCCAAGGACAGUAAAGAGUGGGGUGAUGAAUAUAUUUCUAAGGAGCACCCAGACAGAGUGAAGGAAACAGGCCAAAGCAGAUACACCUCAGUGGACAAUGUCUUAUGUGAAACUUCUUUCGCUGCCAAAAGACAGAGCAUUGCUUUGGAGCUGCUCGAGUCCGAGAGGAAAUAUGUCAUCAACCUGUCCCUGAUCCUGAAGAUCAAAGCCACGUUGCAAGGCUCAGACAUGAAGAGGAACACCAAGGAGAGAAGUUUCUUUCCCGGUUCUUUACGAUACCUGGUCCAGCAGCAUGUAGACUUACUUCACACACUGCAAGAGAGGGUGCUGAGUUGGCCACGUCCAGGAAUCCUGGGAGACAUAUUCCUGAAGUUAACAAAUGAUGAGAACAAUUUUCUGGACUACUACAUUGCUUACUUGAGGGACCUGCCGGAAUGCAUCUCACUGAUCCACGUGGUGAUUCUGAAGGAGGUGGAAGAAGAAAUUAAGUCUGACCUCUACAUGCUGUUCUUUCACAUAGUCCAGCGUAUCCCCGAAUACCUUAUUCACUUACAGAACAUCCUGAAGUACACCGAGCAAGAGCACCCCGAUUACUACCUGCUCCUGGUAUGUGUGCAGCGCUUCCGCAUUUUUAUCUCGCACUACAGCCUGCUAUUACAGUGCAAUGAAGACCUGCUCAUACAGAAACGGAAAAAGCUGAAGAAGUCGUCCCUGGUUAAGUUAUACAAAGGUCUGGCUUCUCAGUGUGCCAGUGCCAGCCAGGAGGUUUCUCAAACACCCAGCACAACAGCCGUCCGAGACAGCGGGAUCCACUCCGAAGAGGUGAUGCAGCCGUUCCCAGCAGCCCCCUCUUCCAGCACAACAGCCACGCAUUUGGUGUCACAGAUGAAGAAGAACCAGCCUGCAAUGAUGGAGAACAUCCAGGCUGGGAAGCCAUCAGACUGGGAAAUGGAGGCUAGAAAACACGAAAGGCCAGAAAAUAUCCUUGCUUCGUCUCAGUUCCCCGAGCAGGAGCUAAAGGCCAUGUCCAUCCCUUUGCAAGCGAUCCCGGAGAUGGAAUAUGAAACUCCCCCAGCCGAUCCAAUGGGAAAUGCUGAGAGAUCUGUCAGGACCUCAAUGGAGCUGCUCCAGGAUGGUAGAAGCUUUGCUCCAAACUAUGAAGAGCUGGACUAUGGGAGGGAAGUUUUCACCCUGCCAGGUCCCUAUGAGGACGAGACCUUUCAAAAUCUGGCUCUUUUUGAGACCUGCUCCCCGGCCUCCUCUGAAUCCAGCCUAGAUAUUUGCUUUUUAAGGCCUGUUAGCUUUACAGUGGAACCAGACAGGACAGAUCACUCGUCACAGCCGCUGCCCAAAAGCAGCAGUGCUUACAAACAGGAGGCGUUUCACAGCAAAGGCAAGCAGCUGAGCAGGUCCCUGAAGGAGUUCCCCAGGAGCACUGAGGUCAUGAGCACUAGACCCUACAGCACCCGGAGCAGCAGCAGUAGCCAGCUGCAGCACAAGCAGGAGAGAAGCAUGCAACCUCACCUGAUCUCUGCAUCAUCUAGAAGCUCCCAAAGGAGCUACUUUCCCCCACCAAGAGGGCUAGGGGAGAAACAGAGCUUUUUGGAAGAGCUACAUGCAGAAGACAACACCAGGUUCUGCCAGAAGGAUGACAACGAACAAACAUCCUUCAGCGAGCACAACCCGCGGCAGGAACCCAAAGGGGGCUUCCGGAGCUCCUUCCGCAAGCUCUUCAAAAAGAAAUGAGCUGUCCAGCAGGAGCACCUCGAAUGCCACCUGGGAUUGGACCUCGUUGUGCUCAGCCCUGUACCGAGUCAGAGACAGCCCCUGCCCCGACAAGCUUACAAACUAAACAGACAGGAGCAACACACGGUAAAGGAGAGGUAUAGAACAUAUGAGUAAAGCCCCCAACCCCCAGAGCCAUAAGGCUGCCUGGAUCUCUUGCCGUUUCCCUGGGUACUUACACUGGAGAUGAGACUGACGAGUAUAUCGGAACCCUCCUAUCAAAAUUAUAAAUGGGGCCCUGGCCCGUUCCACUGCCACCUUGGGACUGGGCCCCACUGUAUGGCUGGUGCGUCUGAAUUGUGGCCAGGUUGAAAUCUGGCUCCAGAAAAAGAAAGAAUGGCCCCUCCGAGAGACAAACCUGCUGAGUUCUUCUCAGCUUUCCCUCUGUUAGCAGAAUAACGUUUUUUAUUUACUUGUAGUGCCAUAGCACAUAGGAACCCUCGUCAAGGACCAGGCCCCCACUGUGCUUGGGGCUGUACAAACACAGAACACAGACACGGCGUGUCCCCCCACAGGUUACAAUCUAAAUAUGAGAGAAGAAUCAAUAGACAGAUACAGAGAGAGGAGAACACGAACAGUGCAACAGUCCUGGUCAGCAUGAUCAGCAGGGCUGUCUGCACACCUGCUGCCUAAUGGAAUCAAGUUGUUUGUAGACAUUGAGGAGGACAAUGAGGUCGCUUUGUGGCUGUCUAUGGGGAGCUCCUCCCCAGGGCGAGGGGCAGCAUGGCAGAAAGCACUGAGGGGCUUGUUUGAAAAUGCAGCAAGUGGGCAAUGGAGGCCGGCGUCAUGGGCCGAUCGCAGGUGGGAGUCAACGUUUCAACAGCAAAUGAGAGAUGAGAGGUAGGUGGGGAUAAGCUUUGAAAGUGAAGACAAGUAGCUUGUGUGUGAUGCACGAGAGAAGGGGGAGCCAAUGAAGGGAUGCAAAGAGAGGGGAGUGUGGUAAAAGUGACGGGCUAGGACACUGAUCUUCGCAGCAACAUUCAGGGUGGAUAUGAACGGGACAAGAUGACAUUAGGCAAGGACGGAGGGAAGGAUGUUCCAUUAAUGAAGAUGUGAGAUGAGAACUUGGAUGAGUUUAGCUGUGUGGAUGGACAAGAAAGGCCGUAUCUUAAGAGAUGUUGUGCAGCAGGAAUCUGCAAGAUUUAGACAUAGCCUGGAUGUGAGGAUUUAGAGAGAGCUCUGAGUUCAAGAUGACACCCUAUUGCAGGCCUGAAUAUCAGGCAAGAUGGUGGUGUUGUCCACAGUGAUUGAGAAAGGAAGUAGGAAAGAGGGUUUUUGGGGGGAAAUUAGGAGUUCUGUUUUAGCCAAGUUUAGCUUGAGCUGGUGGCUACACAUCUGUGAGAUGUCGUCAGAGAGACUGGACCAGAUCUUAGUUUGGACAGAAGGAGGCAGUCUAAAGGAGAGAGGUAGAUCUGAGAGUCAUUGGCAUAGAGAUGAUAGUUGGUUGUGUGUUUGGAUGGCAUUAUCCAGCAAAAGCUGUAGAGGGAGAUUAGAAGGAGGCCAAGGACAGAGCCCUUUGGAACACAGGGCCGGAUUAAUGAGAUUGGAGGGCAGGAGCUAAUGUUUUUUGGAGGCCUCCCAGUAUUAAUGAGAGAAAAAAGUACCAGCUUAUGACAAUCAACAAGUCACGUAUGAUACUGAAUAAACAUGAAAAGAUAAUCAAAGACAAUGAACAGGUUAUAUAUUUCCUGGAUAAACAUAAAAACAUAAAACAUUGAGUCAAAUGAAAAUGUUGCUUGUUCAAACUGACAUCUUGCGAGCUGCACUUUCAGUUAUUGUAUCCUCAGAUGACACUGUGCCCAGUAAAUCCCAUUCAAUUGACAUGAUAGAAAGAGCAUUAAGCUUCACUUCUACUGUAGUUGACCAAAGAUUUGAUUUUUUUUUUAUUAAGGCAAGCUUGGAGAACAAUUGCUCUGCUUCAGUUGGCAAUGGCUGGAAUCAAAUACAGUCUCAACACAAUGAAGAUAUUCAGCAUGCAAAAAUGUGAUGAUUCCAGUAGCACUCUUAUCCUGCAUGUCACAAUAUCUUAUAAAUGCUGAAAAAUAAAACAUUUCAGCGAAAGGACCAGGCUCUAGAUCAUUCGGGUAAGCGUUGAGCAAUGCCUGAGUGCAUGUUUGCAUCUCUUCUU
Mauremys reevesii (Reeves's turtle) is the source of this 4688-nucleotide messenger RNA. It is a transcript of the gene ARHGEF33, whose product is annotated as Rho guanine nucleotide exchange factor 33. Bases 113 to 2521 code for a protein of 802 amino acids. The transcript has 16 exons. Gene Ontology annotation, molecular function: guanyl-nucleotide exchange factor activity. NCBI's taxonomy places the organism in Eukaryota, Metazoa, Chordata, Testudines, Geoemydidae. The record is from RefSeq and is a predicted model, not a curated record.